Messenger RNA from Liolophura sinensis, 5306 nucleotides. RefSeq lists its product as uncharacterized. The transcript is spliced from 7 exons. The coding region runs from base 193 to 2331 and encodes 712 amino acids. The record is from RefSeq and is a predicted model, not a curated record. Lineage: Eukaryota; Metazoa; Mollusca; Polyplacophora; Chitonida; Chitonidae.
UAUAAGUAGGAUUCGUUUAACAUUAGAGUUAAUUCUAUACCGCUUUACUUCUCUAUCCGGCAGUUCAGAUCAACAUGUCAGCGUCAAGAAGUGGGUAGGCUACCCUUAAGGUGACGGAUGCUGACGCAGAUGUACAGCUGGUUGACAUGAUUUACCGAUUCACGUGACUGUCCCUUGGUAUGUGGAGGUAAGAUGUGGAAAUCAGGCCUGGUUACUCUCCUCGCCCUGGCGGUCUCCUGUAAUUGCUUACAGUAUGUGAGGAGACAAACGUUUAAGUCGGAAGACGGAGUUUCCGGGAGGACAUCGCUGAAGAUUGACGUCCAAAUUCCGGGUAAGAUCCAGUGGAAAUCCGACAGUUCCAACACCCUACAGUUCCGUGUAACAUCACGUGCCACAGAACCGCAAGAAUUGGACAACGUGCGAGUCUCCCUUGAUAGCAGCGCCGAUACUGUUCUUCUCACAGUGAAGUCUGUUCAGAAACAACCGUCAUUCGCUGCUCACGGGGCCGUGAACGGAGCGAUUGGUCUAUACGUGACGUCACUUCCGCUGAUAGCCACUGUGCUUAUCACCACGAUGUGGCCGUCAGGUUCCGGUGGGAGAUGGGGUAAUGUUGUGGCAUUGUUGUUAAUCUGGCUGGUCCGCGAUCCUGGCGGAUCCCUGGUGGACACAAGGCUACUGGUGGACAAAGAUGCCGCUGUAACCGUCCUUGUUCCAGAGGCGUUUGUGUUCCAGGCGGUCAGCCUGCGCGUAGCCGACGGGGAGAUCGAGGUGGAUCCCGCCCUGACCCAUACCCGAACUCCGCUGGAAUGUUUCGCCUCGGCCACCAGGCAAACCGCGACGUCAGACUCAGGUAAUAACAGUAGGGUGUCACUAGGCUGUGACUUUUGCUGCUCGGGGAGAGGCGUCUGUGACGAGACGAACUCGUGCCAGUGUCACGAGGGGUACAGCGGCCCCGGAUGUGAACAUCAAGAAUAUACCAAAUACAAGGUUUACAUCAACCCGGCCGACACGCGUCUUCUCUCCACCCAGACUUCAGACGGCGAAGUCAUCCAUCUGUACGGGAAACGGUCUUCGGAUGGAUCUGUCCGGUCCCUUAAUGCUUUGAAGGUUCGCCAGACAGACGAACGUCAAACAUCCGUCACGCUGGGGAAAAGAUAUCGCGUGAAGAGAAUAACCUCGUCCACCGGAAGUCGUCUGAAUUUGAAAUGGCUCCGUCGAAAUCGAAUUUACGUCAAAGCCGUGACUCCCGAUGGUUCGUCUCAGGUCAACAUCGAUGUUCGGUUAAAAAAUCAGCGUUCCGGGAAAAAGAAAGGGAAUGUGCGGAAAAGGAGGAGAAAGAGAAGAGAGACGAGUGAAGUGGGGGUGGGGCACCUUAGAGGUGACUUUCCGUUUGACAGGAGAAUGUUAACCGAAACUCGCAGUCAGUAUUUGCAUAUACCUGUCCGAGUGGCCAGUUGUGAAGUACCGGAGCCACUCGCCGAGGUGUUCGCCAAUGUGUAUCUGAACUACCAGAACGGCACGUGGGACGGGUCUGUGGAGUAUCGUGCCAUGCGCACCAGAACCCCGGGAGUGUUUUUCAUUCAAAUCCCCAACAACCCCGCCUCCAGGGCUAAAGACAGCCUGGCUAAAGCCUGCUCCUCUAUCGGAAAAGCGGCCUUAAGGAGUUGCGCCUCAGUGUCGCCGAGAGUCCAGGUAUACGAGGAGAAAAUUUGCAACGCGACAGCAAACGGGUUUGCGUUUAUCCCGAACGCGGACCCUCGCCAGGUGCAGGACGUCCUUGAGACAUGUAGGGCCGGGUUUAAGGCGGUCGAGUCCCAUUGUAAGACGAUCGAUUUUACACCAGAGCAACAGGACGACGCCUUCUUGGACUGUGACAAUGUUCAGAGCUACGAGGACUCCUAUACGGACAAGCCGAUUUUCGUCUCGCCUGUUGUCGUCUACCCGGACGGCCGGAUCCUCAAUGGGAAAGGCGCAGAGAUUAGAAUCACCCGCAACAUGGUUUAUCACGAGGAAGGCUUCGUGUUGGACGACAAUGGCGGCGGUGUCAAACUGACGGACAUCGUCGUGGAUCCGUCCGAUCCUAAACCCAAGGAACGCUACACAGUCCGCGUUACUCACCGCUGUGCCUCCAACAAAACCUCUCUCUACGCCUCCGUGGCCGGAAGUGACUUUUACACAAACGAAAUGUCCUGUAUCGGGUAUAAAUCAUGCAACUGUUGUGAGCUGGGGGUCGCAGGGGCCGCAGAGCUCGUCGUGGACAGUGUCCAGGUCCAUAUCGAGGACCCCCACCUAAAGACUCCGAUAUCUAGACAUGUUGUUGUUAUAUUCUGAUACGCCAUUGGUGCGAACAGAGAUGAAAGUUUCUGUGGUUGUGCGCGUAUGUGGAGAUGGCCAACAGGAGUAGUGUCUUGUUUCUGAGCGCUGGUUCGUAUGGCCAAAUCCCGUGAAUAGCAAUAUAUUCUGACAAUAUGACAGUGUGAUAAAUCGACUACAAAUGAAAUCCUUAAAAAUAGUUGAAAUAAGGGGUUGAGCUGAAAAUUCGGGGAGUCUGACGAUUGUCAUGAAUGUUCAGUGAACUGAACUAAUCGGUGUUGGUGACACUGCAGUACUUGUGUACUAGCUUAUUGCUUUAUUGGCACAGAUAUACACAGAAAAUACGACGUACCGCAUCGUUAUGUGCUGUGACGUAGCGUUCUGUGCCGUGACGUAUCAGUACUUGUGUGCCGGCUCACACAAGUCAUGACCACAGCGUCAAAUCCGUGGGCGAAAUAUCACGUGAAAUACAAGUAGCAAAGCAGCAUGUGAACUGAUUGUUCACGGUUGAUUGAGGCUCAUCAUUUGUGUCGCACGUGACUAUUGUAUUCUGUCAACGUUUUACACACCAUGAUGAGGCAGCGAACCAGUUCUCUGACCUCCGGUGACCUCAGCAACGGUUAGAAAAUGACAUCACUGUACCAUCCAAAGGGGUAUGCGUGUUACAGCAAGGUACGAGUGCCAUACCGUUUGCACACGACUUGAUCAUAAUUUGAGUGCUGUUAUAAAGAUGCAUGUCUCCACUGCCGGAAGCUGCAGGUAAAUGUUAUGACUGAGGUGAUUUCGAUUCCUUAUUCUAUGUUUCAUUUUCAGGUAUUUCCACCACUUUUAAGUUAACUUUUAAUUUUAAGAUUAUUCCACGAUUCCAUAUAUGAUUUCCAUGAUCUUUUUUACAAUUUUUAAACUGAACAAAAUUCAAAAGCAGUAAAAAAAGUAUUUAUGCUCAGUGGUGGACUUACUGCGCCAUAUUGAAUACGCUGAAGCAUAUUGAAGUUACAGGUGCUUUUUAAACUUUAAAACAUCUCUAACUCCUAUUUGUCUAUAUAAAAUACAGAUGUAGAUUUUUACUCCAUGUAUAUUGGUUUUGAAUAUGGUAAUAUAGGAAUCUGCGUGUUCAACGGGUAAAAAACAAUCGUCGACGUCUUUUUGCUUCAGGUUGUCCAAUAUGGCUCAAAAAGUCCACCCCAGAACCCGAGUCUCUAUUUGAAUUUUAUUCACUGUAAAAAUAAAAUGUAAAACACAAUCAUGAAACCCAUAGCCGGAAUCAGAACGUCUUUUAGAUGAUGUCUUCUUUAUAUAAAGGUGGAUUCUUCCUUCAAGCUAUAUGGGCAAAACAACUGCGUGAUUAGCGUAUAGGUUUCUGGCAUUGUAUUUUAUUGGUUCCAUUGUUUGGGACUCAAAUGAAGUGGAUUGUUCACUAUAUUGAAAACCGUAAAUUUGUCAUAUACACGUACGUCUGUGACGAGAUUUAGCUUUUUUACGCCCUUCCCAGUACUGAAGGCUCGUCAUGUUCUGAAUGCACUAUUUUCCCAUGUACAACAACAACAAUAAACAUGGUGCAAUAUGCAUAAUGCACAACGGGUUACCAGAAAAUAUUAAAGGAAUCAGUGACGACUUGAAGAUCAAAGCCACAUUUUUUAGUAUAUCGGUCAUAUAUUCGUGAUUAUAAUCAAAGGUAAAAUACUAAAACUAUAAGACACCGUCAUUAAUUUGUUUCUACUGAUACCUGUCGCUUUUUAAAACGACUAUCUGAAUAGCAUGAUAUAUUUUGAACUCUUACGAUUUAUGGACAAUAUUUACAUUGUCUGGCGUCGACAUCGUGACAGGGAAUUCUUCACUUUUGUCUGGCGUCGACAUCGUGACAGGGAAUUCUUCACUUUUGUCUGGCGUCGACAUCGUGACAGGGAAUUCUUCACUUUUGUCUGGAUAUUACAGAGGUUAUACAGCAGAUUUUGGCAAAUAUUUAUCAGCACAAAUCCAAUCGAUUGAUUACAGUUAUUUUAGAAUAGCCCAGAUAGUCACCUUUCACAAAGUAUGAGCCUUGUCUAUGAACGUUCUACCGUUAGUUACCGUUAAAUCGACAAUAAAGUAAAAUCGUAAAGUUUAUAAUGCCAUCCGCUGUAUAUAUGUAACUGUUAAACUUUAGAAUAUAAUUAAGACGCACAGCACAGAGAUACAAAAACAGAGCAGUGACGACAGUGUGAUGGCUGGCAAAUGGUCCCAGGUAACCGGUGAAAUACGGCCUCAAUUUACCUCAGUCAGGGUUUUAUUCUAGGUGUUCAUGUAAAUGCAUAAAUAGUAGCAAAAACCCAUGGUUUAAGCAGAAUUAGCUAAAAACAAAAAAACUUUAACAUUUAUUAUGUCACGCAACAAGACACGACGUCAUACAAGAAGACAUGUGCGCGUCACGCUAUAUACCGAAGUCUGUGAAUGUCUUCAGCUAAAAUAUAAAUAAUAAAUAGAAUAUUGCACAGUGGAGGUUGAAUAUCAUAAACAUUUUUCCACUGAGAGGUGGAAAUGAUAACCCACGGUAUUUAGGAUAUCCAACCUCCACUGUGCAAUAUCCUCAAUUUAUCAAUUUCAACACGGAGUGCUUUACCCCGUUUCCAAGAAUUUUUCACUUAUAUGGUGGGAGGAAAUUGGGUACACCCCGGAGGAAACCCACGACUACUAAUGACGUCACAUAAUAUCAGUGAGGCCAUUUAAGCCGGCGUAGAAUUCAGAUAUUUAAAUGCAUUUAAGUCUGAGCCUAAAUGGGUUAUAUUAAAUCAAGUGAUUUUAGGCACAUUAUUUACUGGGGUGUCAGAUAAUGUUCCCUUCAUAUUACUUCUUUACAUCUGACGCAUGCACGACAAGAUCUGGCUUCCUCUCUUGUCAUACAACAAUGUAGGUUUUGAAAUUGUCACCUGAUAAUUAAGUUUCAUACAUGGAAGAAAUAAUUUAGAGAGCAGUAUGUUUUAUUAUGGAGAAUAAAGUAUUUUAACAAAUAUAUA